Molecule: messenger RNA, 2884 nt
Organism: Mercenaria mercenaria
Lineage: Eukaryota; Metazoa; Mollusca; Bivalvia; Venerida; Veneridae
Product: ADP-ribosylation factor-like protein 1
Exons: 7
Coding region: 150-749 (199 amino acids)
Biological process (GO): vesicle-mediated transport; intracellular protein transport
Cellular component (GO): cytoplasm; Golgi apparatus
Molecular function (GO): GTPase activity; GTP binding
Source: RefSeq, a predicted model, not a curated record
UUGGUAAUAUUUGUCAUCACAACAAAUAGAAUUUCUUCAUUCUUUUCUUUGGUGUAUCCAUUUAAUAUGGAAGAGGACUAACAAUCAUUGUGUGGAUAUUCGCAUCGAGGAUAGGACAUUUUAUGGUUUACUGAACUUUUACUUAUGCAAUGCGACUACAUUUCAAUAAAUUUGACACUUACAACAACCUGCGAAUCACUUUGCAAACAGGAGGACUUUUAAGUUACUUUUCUGGAUUGUUUGGCAGCAAAGAAAGGAGAAUUUUGAUUCUUGGUUUGGAUGGGGCCGGCAAAACAACAAUUCUGUAUAGGCUGCAAGUAGGAGAAGUUGUAACAACCAUUCCAACUAUUGGAUUCAAUGUUGAAACAGUGCAGUAUAAAAAUCUGAAGUUUCAAGUUUGGGAUUUGGGUGGUCAGACAAGCAUCAGACCAUACUGGAGAUGUUACUACUCCAAUACAGAUGCUAUCAUCUAUGUAGUUGACAGUAUGGACAGAGAUAGAAUUGGAAUUUCUAAACAGGAACUUUUCUCAAUGUUGGAGGAGGAUGAAUUGAAGAAAGCUGUUUUGUGUGUGUUUGCCAACAAGCAGGAUAUUGAAGGUGCAAUGACAGUGUCUGAGGUUGCUAAUGCAUUAGGUCUUACCCAAAUUAAAUCACAUCAAUAUCAAAUACACAAGACGUCUGCAAUUAAAGGAACUGGAUUAGAUGAAGCUAUGGAAUGGUUGUCAAAUGCAUUGACACAAACAAAGUGAAACUGUGAUAAUGACUGAGUACAGACUGGAUAGAAUUAUGAGGGACAAUCUAUAGAGCUGAGUCUCCUGAGGGUUACAUGCUGUACCAAACGGCUGGAGCAUGUGCAUUUACUUUUAUGAUAAAUUUUACAGUUCGGGCCAGAACUUUCAACACAAACCUUGUCUCUGACUUUAAUGUUUUGUGGUUUUGAUUAAAACCAUAAAUUUUUGCCAUAUUUUUCAAGCAUCAUUUCAUUGCCAAACGUACAUUCAGCCAGUGAUACUGCAUGCCUGCAUCGGAGUUAUUCCACUUGCCAGAGAAAAGUAUUAUUACAUGAUUAAAUAGGCUCUGUUACAAGCAUUCCAGUUCAUGUAUUGUUAUGCCAGCAUGCACUUUAUUUGACUGGUCAGUCAUAACUGGGCAUUAGGUUGUUUUCUCGCAUUGCUCACAGUACAGCAUUAUAUUUCUCUUGAUUUCGCAAUGGCCCAGUUACAGAUCUUUUAUCUAUGGUAUUGGCCUGAGGCCUUCGGCCAAUAUGACUGACUAUGGAUCUGUUGCAGACCUGUUAUGAAAACACAUGUUUAUUGAUGCUGUAGUACUGAAUAUAAAGAUUUUUUUGAAGGCUGUUGCUGUUUGGACCAGGAACAAAUUUUUCACAUAAACAUACCUGAUGCAUAACACAAGUGUGCUAAAAUUGAAAAUUCCAUGUGACCUUGAUUGUUUAGUUUAUCCCAAAGUAUGAUUGUGUUUUUAUACUGUUAAGAAACUUAACUUCCUUACGUUUUCAGUUUGUUUAGUUGGGAUUUGAACUUCAUACUUAGUAAUAUUUUAUGUAAGUUUUUUUCUGUCAUUACAGUGUGUGAGAACUGAAUGUUCUGUUAAAUUUGAUGUUUUUAUGUUUAUGCAUAGGACCAUAUGAUGCUUUAUAUGUCCAUUUUACUGAUAGGAUCACAAAAUUUGGAUAAAAGAAACUUCUUACGGAAGUUUUUCUUAAAAAACAACAUUGAAAACCCUUUUAACUUUUUCUUGCAACACAGGGUGGACUAAUCAUGGACAUAAAAAUGUACUUGAUGUAGAAUUUUCACUACUAAUGGCUCAAAUACCAUGCAAAAAUAUAAUAAAUAUUUCUAUCUUUGGGCAGAAAAAUGAUGAAUUUAUGUUUUUGAUAUGAUUUUAGUUGCUAGUAAGUUCUUUCGUUUAAAAAAUGAGAUAAAUAAAUACCUACUUUUUUUUUUUACUUUUCAAAAAUGGGCAGAAAUGAAAUGAUUAGAUUUUGUGUGAUUUGGGUUCUGAUAUUUAAAACAAUUACCAACAUUUAUUUCUAAACAUAUGCCAAAUUAAAAAAAUUAUAUUGUCUCUAGCUGUAAAGAUAUUUGCAUUAUAUCAAUUCUUGCGUUAAAGAACAUCUGUUAAGUGUAUUUUUUGUUGCAAGCAAAUUCAGUUGCAACAGACCUCAGUCAUCUGUAUCGCCAUAAUAAAAAUGUUAAAAAAAUUUGAUAAAGGUUAAGGUAAAUUUUAUUUACUGCCACUUUGUGAAACAAUUAACAUAGCUCUGUAGAGCUUUUGAGCGACCCAGUUUUAAGAACAGUUAAAACCAAUUAUACCUUACCUCCAGCAAUUUGCUGUUACCCAUUUACAGCUAGGUCGACUGAGGCAAUCAUGAUAAAGUGCCUUGCCCAAGGACACACUGCAAUGGGAGUAGCCAGGAUUCGAACCAGGGGCCUUGAACCUCAGUAGGAAAGGGUCUUAGCCCUCUCGACCACUGCGUCCACACUGUAUUUACACUGAUACACUGUAUUUAGUUUUGGUUAGAAAUCUGCACACAUACUGUUUAAUAUCUAUACAGACUGAGGUACUGAAGAAAAAGGUAUUGAAUGUUUUCUGUUUCUGUAAUCUUUAUGGUCAAGUUUUUGAUGCGUUAGUGACAGUUCUUGAUUUUUUUUGUGAAGUGUGCGCCUAAAUGGCAUCUGUCUACAUGUGAACACUUUUCAUCUCAUUUUCAUGCUCCAUUUAAUGUUUGCACAUGUAUUUCAUGUUUUUUAUAUGUUCAUUUUACUGGGAAAUGUGCAGGUACUGUGCAUGUUAUUUAUUUUCUUGUAUUUUAGUGUAUUAAUGAAUGUAUUUAUUGAAUAGAAAUAUAAAUAUUUAAUGAAAA